This is a messenger RNA of Salvia miltiorrhiza (redroot sage), 537 nucleotides long. Its product is annotated as G-type lectin S-receptor-like serine/threonine-protein kinase At4g27290. The record is from RefSeq and is a predicted model, not a curated record. NCBI's taxonomy places the organism in Eukaryota, Viridiplantae, Streptophyta, Magnoliopsida, Lamiales, Lamiaceae. The coding region runs from base 1 to 537 and encodes 178 amino acids. The transcript has a single exon.
AUGGUUUUGGGCUGGGAUACUUUGGUUUCUCAAAACCAAGUUUUUGAAAUAGGUUUUUUCUCACCUGGAAAAUCUCUAAAUAGAUUCUUGGGAAUAUGGUACACGAGCACACUUGAAGUUGUAGUCUGGGUUGCAAACAGAAACGAUCCCAUCACUGCCUCACAUGCACCACUUUUCAUGCUUUCCAGAAAUGGGAGUCUUGUUAUAAGCAAUGACAAAAGCAUUAUCUGGUCCGCGAGUUCAUCCGGGGUAGCAAGAAAUCCAGUUUUACAGCUGCUGGAUUCUGGAAACUUGGUUGUUGUAGACAACACAAUGGAAGGCUACCUAUGGCAGAGCUUUGAUUAUCCAACUGACACCUUCUUGCAGGGGAUGAAAUUGGUCGAUGAUGCAGAUUCAGGUGUGGAGAGAUAUUUGACAUCAUGGAGAAAUGCUGAUGACCCUUCUCCUGGGGAGUUCAUAUUCAGGAUCGAAAACAAGGGCUUGCCUGACAUGGUGACUCGAAGAGGGACGGUGAAAGUAUACCGAAUGGGAAAGUGA